GAGCGGUUGCUGCCGAGCGACGCGCACGCGACGUCCUGGUCCGGGAAACGGUCGCACGGCGGCCCCCCGCCCGGGCCGGAGAAGGAGCUCCGCCAGCAGCUCUCCCACGUCUGGCGGCGCUCGUCGGAGCAGGCGCGGGAGCUCGAGGAGGUCGGGCGCGACGCAGCGGAGGCGCUAUCCACCAGCGCCGACAACGCGCGGCUGCUCGGCCUGGUGCUCGAGAGGAUGCGCGUGCUGGAGGGGCCCUCGCGGAGCACGCCGCUGGGCGGGGCGCCGCUCCCGGCGCCAGUGCCGCGGAUCGGCGAGCCCGACGCCCGCCUCCCGCCGCAGCCCGCGCUG
Molecule: messenger RNA, 339 nt
Organism: Prorocentrum cordatum
Lineage: Eukaryota; Dinophyceae; Prorocentrales; Prorocentraceae
Source: the annotation of a GenBank genome assembly